AGCCCGGUCCCUCCCCGCCCGCCACUAAUACGCAACACAAUAUGCAAUUUAGUUAGGAGGACGAUCAAACUACAGAGGAGUGAUCCACCUCGAAACCUGUGACAAACAAACUUGAGGAAUAUUUGGCAACAAAAGAUGAAUCUGCCACAUUCACUUGCAUCUAUGACGAAGUGGCGCAUUUCAUAGUGAGAUUACGCUUGCAGGCGGGAUGCCAUAACCAGCACGAGAGAGGACGAGACCGAAGUAUCAUGGAUUCCUGGAUUUUCCCAUCGACUCCUCCCAACUUGUCGGAGCACCUCAUGUAUGACAGCCUCACGCAGGACAACGGGUCCAACCCCAACGGGAACGUCACCGACCACAGCUUCAACAGAACCAGCACCGUCGUCAUCACCUGCAUGUACUUUCUGGUUUGUGCCAUGGGUCUCUGCGGGAAUGCCCUGGUUAUCUACGUCAUCCUGCGCUACGCCAAGAUGAAGACGGUUACCAACAUUUACAUCCUCAACUUGGCGGUGGCAGAUGUGCUGUUCAUGCUGGGCCUGCCGUUCAUCGCCAUCCAGCUGGCGCUGGUUCACUGGCCGUUCGGGCACGUGCUCUGCAGGGUCGUGAUGACCGUGGACUCCCUGAACCAGUUCACCUCCAUCUUCUGCCUGAUGGUGAUGAGCAUAGACCGCUACUUGGCAGUGGUGCAUCCCAUUAAGUCCACAAAGUGGCGGAAGCCGCGUAUGGCCAAAACUAUCAACCUGACGGUGUGGGGAGUGUCACUGCUGGUCAAUCUGCCUAUUGUCAUCUACAGUGGUGUGAUUACUAAGCAUGACGGCUGCUUCUGCACUAUCGUGUGGCCUGAGCCUCAAGAGGCUUACUACACAGCAUUCAUGUUCUACACCUUCAUCCUGGGCUUCUUUCUGCCCCUCAUGGUCAUCUGCCUCUGCUACUUGUUCAUCAUCAUCAAGGUGAAGUCUUCAGGCAUUCGGGUGGGCUCCUCCAAGAGGAAACGCUCGGAGAGGAAGGUGACCAGGAUGGUGUCGAUCGUGGUGGCCAUGUUUGUCUUCUGCUGGCUGCCCUUCUACGUCUUCAACGUGACCUCAGUGACGGGCACCAUCAGCACCACUCCCAUCCUGAGGAGUACCUUUGCGUUCGUGGUGGUUUUGGGAUACGCCAACAGCUGCGCAAACCCCAUCCUCUACGCCUUCUUGUCUGAAAACUUCAAGAAGAGUUUUCAGAACGUUCUGUGUCUCAAGAAGGUGGGUGGGCUGGAUGAGGCUGAGCGGAGUGACAGCCGGCAGGACAAAUCCCGCAUGAUGAACGACCCCACGGAGACCCAGAGUACCCUGCUGAACGGUGACCUGCAGACCAGCAUCUAAGAGGAAGGUGAUGGGACUAGAACAAACACACACACACAGACGUCUUCUACCAACCCCCACUAGGGUUCCAACUGAAAGGACAUUAUUAUUAAUGUUAAUUAAACUCAGAGGAAAGUUUACAGCACUUACAGAAAUUAAAUAUCAACAAGAUGUCAAAGUGUUAUGUCACAUUUACUCAACCGCCCAAACUGUACACAAAUGCACA
This is a messenger RNA of Cololabis saira (Pacific saury), 1566 nucleotides long. RefSeq names its product somatostatin receptor type 2-like. Bases 249 to 1361 code for a protein of 370 amino acids. The record is from RefSeq and is a predicted model, not a curated record. Gene Ontology annotation, biological process: cellular response to glucocorticoid stimulus; neuropeptide signaling pathway; cellular response to estradiol stimulus. The transcript has 2 exons. Gene Ontology annotation, molecular function: somatostatin receptor activity; neuropeptide binding. Gene Ontology annotation, cellular component: neuron projection; membrane. Lineage: Eukaryota; Metazoa; Chordata; Actinopteri; Beloniformes; Belonidae.